AAUUCCCUAGGCUAAUGCUUGUCGAACAAAAUGCAGCCGUUUUGGUGCUGAACUCCUGGCCCACACCUCAGUCAACAACCGCUUUCUUUCUCCAUAUUUGCUCAGGGUAAACUAAGCGCUCAAGUUCUCCGGGUUAGAUUAUCGAAAAACCAAUAAGUCAAUUCCACUUUGGUAAAAGGACUGUUAAUGUUAUUUGAGCCCAAUAAUAGGCAGCUUUAAUAAAAUAUCGGCAAACGGUGGGGUUGGGCUGUCAUUUCCUGCGUCUUUUUUUGUAGAAAUGUACCCGCGCACUCAUUUGUUUGCACAGUCAACACAAGAACGAGGCCACCGCCGUGUAGCAUAGCGACGUUUGUAUCACGUGACAGUGAAGAGGUUUCCCACUGCUACCAUACGGUUACAGGCGAGGUUGAGGAUUGAUAACGAUUGUAUAUGACAUGAUGAUGGGCUAAAAGUGACGGGUUUAUCCUCGAAACGUGCUGAAGUACCCCCAUAGGACACAGUAAGUUCUCUGGCAUGUCCACUACCGCCACCAUGACGACCCUCCCAAAGAUCACCCCCUGCGGCACGCCCCGCUCUGUGUCAGCCUCCGCCAGCUACGGCCCCUACCCGCCCCCGGAACUCACCUCCACAUGGAACCAGACCAAAUUCCCGUCACGUGUCAACCCCCUGGCCCCGCCCCCUCCCAAACGGAGGAUCAACAUGAGCUGGGAGACCACGCCCCAGCACUGGCACAAUGAGAAGCGCCGUUUGUUCAUGCAGCAGAGAGAGCACGAGAGGUAUCACUCCGCCUGGGCUAAGCCUUUCUAUGGACCCCCGGCAGACAAAGAGGCGUAUAGGCGCCAUUUCCGAGAGGUACUCAAACAACAGAUGUCAGAUUCAGAUCACAAAAAGCAGUUAGAUCUGAAGAACAAAGUGCGAGAGAGUGAGGAGGCCGUGGAGUACGACAGACAGUGCAAGGUCAAGGACUUCAAAGACUUUGUGAAGAAAUUCAAUUACCUGAAAAACUUCAGAGAUGACAACAAGACGUUCAUGGAGGAUACAUGGGAGAAGAAUCGCUUCCAUAAAAUCAUGACUGACAAGUACGAUCGCGAAAUCAUGAGAUACAACCCAAUCAACUGGAGCGGUACACUGUCUUAACCUUUGCACAUGCCUAAACUUGUCCUGAUGGUCCUACCGUUACUUUACGGCAUAUUUUUUGGCAUUCAUGUCCAAAGACUUGAUGAUCUAAGACUAUUCACUUCACUACGUAAAAAUGUUUCGGCGAAAAUUGUUUCCCUUCAUGUGUACAGAAAUAGUAAGUUCAGAAAGGUUGGUAACCCAAAUGGAGUGAUACUUCAUAGUUCCGUAAUCAUAGGCUUUGGUUUCUCAACACAGCCUCAAGUCGUUUAGUAUUUUCGCAGAAAAAAAUGCUAAAAAAGGCAACACUGCGUUGUUGGUUACUGUUUCUGGUUUGUUGUAAGACACGACCGACUUUUUCUUUUCCAUAACUUGUGAUUUUCGUUGGAAGAUCCCAUCUCCAUAACAAAACAAAAAAAGUCAAUGUCAGUAUAAAGGGAAAAAACACCCCAUAGUAUUGUGCAAAUAGUCUUAGAUUAUAUAAAACAGUCUUUGAAGGAACUGCUCAGACCCAAGUGUCAAAAUGUACAAGUGGAAACGAGAGAAAGGAAAUGUCUCACAGGGGACAAUGAGAGUAAGAAUUUGUUACUGUUUGAGAUUUUGAUGUCUUAUAAACCACAAGAAGAAGUGUCAAAUCACUUUUGCAUUGAUGAACCAGUAUUUUAUUCAUCAACAGUCUUCAUAUUUGCUCAUGAUUAAUGUAUACAUUUAUAUGUACCUAGUUCAAAAAUUUGUGUGAUUGAAAGAUAUAAUAUAUUGAUGUUUUUAACCAAAAAGAUCUAAUUUAUUUGCAAAAUGAUACUGUUGGAGAUUUCAAUGAGGUCAGUAAACAGAUUUUUUGCAGUUUCGUAUCUGUCGUCUGCCUGAUAAGAUAAAAGUAUGUUCUUCCAUUUAAUCUGAAAAGCUAAAAUUCUUGUGGUGACAAUUUGGCAAUAGCACUUUCAUGCAGAAAUAUUCAAAAAGAAGGAAAACUGCGUCACACAUUUGGGACACACUUUAAUUGCCAUCAAGGACUAUUCAAAAGUGUGCCCCGCAGAAAAAUCAAAAACUGUAAAACAUGAAAUACAGGGAUCAUAUUCCUAUCGGGGGUGGGGCUCUCUCUAGGAUGUUAACACAACUAUAGUACUGUGUGUGAAAUAUGAAUGCAUGACUCGGGUAUAUAUUUGUAUAGCACGUUGAGAGGGUAACACUUGAAGAAACAUUUUACUAUCAGUAUUAUUCUCUUUUAUUUUCUGUAUCCUUUUCUUUUAAAAAUGAUAAAAAUAUGAAAAAUAUUGAAUAGGAGCCUGUUCACUUUACUAGAGAAAAUGUAGCUUCUAAUGGUAUAUAUAUAUAUAUAUAUAAUACUUUAAGGUUCAUAACUCACAAUCUAUCACAACUCCACACAAAAUACAAUCACAUAAAAUAACCAAACACUGCUGGUGACAACUACAGUGCAUUGUCCUUUUUUUCAACUAGGGUUGAUGCAUCAUGCUCAUGGUCAUAGAGUGACCACACUAUCGCCUGUUUGAAAACUAUCACACUGAUUGUGCCAAAUUUUUUUUAAAGGGACAAGAAUUAUGUGAAUUUUUUGUUUUCUUGAAAUUGGAUAAAGGUUACUCAUUUUUACAAAGGUAAAAUUAUAAGUAUUUGAUUACUGCAACUGAAAAAAAGAGCAAAAUAAGAUCUGAAAUAAAUUUGCAUACAAUAUUUAUACACCCAAGUUCAUUGACAAUGAAACUGUUGAGAAUGAGACAACAUAUGAAUUGCUUUGUUUUACCCAUCAGUAUUUUGCCUUUAUCUAUCGAAGUCUUGAGCUCAUUCUAAGUUUCAAAGAGGAUGUAUUAUAUCACAACAGAACUUGGUUAUAAAGGUAAGUGCAGUUUUUGAGACUGAAGUGUUAUUCCCGGUGUCUCACUAUUCCAAAAGAUCACCUAGGGAAAGAACACUUUUGGUGGAUGAUUCUAUAUACAAAAAAAAGAAGAGAUAAAGAUUUGUUAAUUGUUUUGCCAAAAUCACGAUUUUCAGUAUUGGUAAACUCAAAACUAUUUUUUAAAAAGAUAACUUAUGUAACUUGCAUAUUAUAAUCUUUUCUUAUUCUCUCCUAUUUAGGACUUUGAAGUUUAUGUACUAUCUAGAUGGUUUUCUUGCUGUGAAAUGCAAUUUUCCAAGCAAAUUUAAAUCCUGCCAUACUCAAUACGUUUCCAGAAUGUCAUGUUAUUUUUCAUCAAUAGCCUUAGCAGGGUAUUUUACUGGGAGUGCCAUGUAGGUCAUUGUCUACCUUUAAAGGGAGACCUGGCAGUUCUGUGAUAACAUUACCACCCUGAUUCAAGGUCCGUUUUUUGGCCGUUCGUAUAAAGAAGGCAUACCUGUCUCAGAAAUGCCAUGUAGAACGUAUGGUUAUUUACACACAUACGUAUUAGACUUCUUUUGUCUCUCAUAUAUAUGCCAUUAGAGGAAGCCUAAGAGCUUGUGAGUCCUUUGAAAAAACAAAGGGUUUACAGACUGUGAGAUUUUCCCUAAUGGUAUGCCUCGUAGGGGAAUGUCUGUGUUGUACCUUUGGUUCCUAUGCAAAUUUUGUUGUGCUGGUGUCAUGUCUAUUGAUUAAAUGUAUGCUACCACCAUCAUUGUUGGUGGACAAAUAAUUCUUACAUUCCUAUUUUUAUCUUUUCAGGUUUUUUUGCUAUAUUAUAUAUAUAGCUGUUGCCAAAUCAGAUUUUUUAAUGUUUUGCCUUUUCCGCAUAUGCCUUUGAUGCACUAAUGCAAUGUCUUAAUUAAGCUUAAUGUCAGCAGAGCUCUUUGUAAUUUAUGUGUUGUUUUGCCCAGUGCCAGAUCUGUUGCUGUAAUCCCAGUGUGACCUUUAUGUGAUCCCUGCUUUAAGCCUGUGUUAUAAAAGAGUUGUGUGUAAGUGUAACUGUUUAGAACUUAUCCUAAGAAUGUGUUUCUUUGUAUAUUCAACUUAAAAGUAUUACAGUCUGUAGAAAAAAUAUUUCUUUUUUCAUUGUAUGCUUGAAGUAAAGUGUGGCUGAAUCGAGAAAAUCAUUUUUGUUUGAAAAUCUGAUACUUUUUCACCCCAGCAUUGUGCAUUUUAAAGCUGUGUUUUAGUAUUUUGAAAGCAUAUUAUUAAAUGAGAAACAUAAAUUUGCUCGAGAACUUUCAAAGUUCCAGUUCCAAGGCAGGACCUUGCUGUCCUUAUAGUAUAGAGAUCAACAAUUGGGAAUACAGAAUUGUCCUAAAAGAAGACAGUGUUAAAAUUUAACUUAAAAGUUUUUAAAAAAAUUUUUAAUUCCCUUCCAUUAAAAGAUUUCUUUAAACUUAUAUUCCAGAUUGAUUUGAAAAGGAAAUUUAUAACACUUUGUGUAUCGCCAACAGGUUUGUUACUUUAAAAAAAAACAACGUUCUUGAAGACUGAUUUUACAUUAACAGCAAAUGUAUCAGAAUAAAAGUUUCAAUCUGAACCUUGCCAAA
Molecule: messenger RNA, 4563 nt
Organism: Aplysia californica (California sea hare)
Lineage: Eukaryota; Metazoa; Mollusca; Gastropoda; Aplysiida; Aplysiidae
Exons: 4
Coding region: 514-1137 (207 amino acids)
Source: RefSeq, a predicted model, not a curated record